GACAAUACUAGCUCUGUAUGUUAUUAACAGACGGUAUUUUGUACAUUCGAGGAGAAUCGUUUGAUUGUUUAAUUAAAAAUAUACAUUUUGCUUUCUCUUUCCACACGGUCUCAUUCUGUAUCAUGUAAAACAUCGAGCUACAAAUUUGGUCCACAGAAAGUGAUGCCAUAUUUUGCACAUGGCAAACAAAAAACACUGGGAAAAUACACCUUCAGAAUUCACGGAAUUUGGUCCUCUAAUCUCUGAUGUAAAGCCAUCAACUGGAUUUUUUUCUUGGUUCUUUAAAAGAAACAAAGAUGUUCCUGAUGCACAAGGUAAUUCACCAUCUCCAGCCAAUGAACCAUCAGAAGAAACAGCAGUGGAGAAUGUUUCAGUCGUUAAACAAUGCCCGCUCAAGACAGAAAGCAAUACUUCAUCACCUGAGACUGAGGAAGAAAGCAGUGUCUCUGAGGAUGCUGAAAUGCAGACAAAACACCCUGAUAGCCCGAUGAACCCUCAACGUCGAAGUCUGACAAGUGUUCUUAGUCGCAUUAGCAGUAUUUUAGAUAGAGGAAGCUCAAAAGAAAGUGAUUUUAAGCAAUAUUGGAUGCCUGACAGCAGCUGUAGGGAGUGCUAUGAUUGUGGGGAUAAGUUUACCACAUUAAGAAGGCGCCACCACUGCCGGAUUUGUGGCCAGAUCUUUUGCAGCAAAUGCUGUAAUCAAGAAUUACCAGGAAAGAUCAUGGGGCACAGAGGUGGUGUGCGUGUGUGUGAGUAUUGUUGUCGUGCAGUUACAACAUAUACAAAACAACAAGGUAGCACUUCUGGAGACCUUCAGAAUUUCAAAGAUGACUUGAAGAAUUUGAAUCCUCUUCAGAGUGGGGAGAGCUUACCACCUUCCAAUAGUGGAUCAGGUGGUAAAGAUAGUGGCUGGUGGACCCCUGUUCUUCAGAAGAGGUACACCAGUUCAAUUAUGGAUGAACAAAUUCCUCAUGGCCGGUCUCACAGUUCUCCAGAUAUUACCAAUGGUGAGUCAAAUAAGGUAUCGGCACCUUUUGACCUCACUCAUCAGCCAGAAUUUGCUAGUAUUGAAAAUAUUGCAAAUGAAAGUAAGAAACUAACACAGAAUUCUCUGCAGUUACGGGAACUUUGGCGUCAUAUUCAACAUCCUAAAGAUGGUGUUGAAAUGCAGAGUCACCGAUUUCGUUUAAAAACCUACCAACAUUGUGUGACAGGAAAAGAACUAGUCGAAUGGCUUCUGAGGAAUGGAAAGGCUGCAAAACGAGUCCAAGCUGUUGCAAUUGGUCAAGCACUUAUUGAUGCUUCAUAUCUUGAGUCAGUUUGCCGACAGUUGUCCUUCUUUCAAGAUGAUUACACACUUUACAAACCAGGAGAGGCUGCCAAUGCUUUGGAACAGACACCACCUCCUAAUAUGCCUCCUUGUGUUGAAACAAACUUUGAACCAUCCUGGUUAAAAGAAAUCAACAACAAGGAAUAUGAAGAUGAAAGUAUUAACAUCUCAUUGUCUGAUGAUCAGCAGGUUAGUAAUUUCUUUGGUGGUCAAAAGCAGAUUGAAGGGGAUUUAUAUGUCCAUGCAAACCACUUUGACUCCUCUCAAAACAAGACCAGUACAACCAAACCAAGGAUUUCUGAAAAUAAGAAAUCCUCAUCAUCAGAUUUGAAUGAAUUCGAUGCUUUACCAAAAUGUCGUCAAGAACUCCCAGAUGAUUUUCUUACUGGUACAUUAUUUGUGUCUAAAUCUGGAAAUGCUGUAGAACCUAUUAUCUGUGCCAAAGGGUGGCGAUCUACUGAAGAACUUCGAGAGAAAGAGGACUGUUUGGCAUAUGAUAGGCUAAGAAAAGUUCACAAGGAACAUCUGUCAAACUUGGUGCGCCAGUUGCUCAAUCAAGAAGGCUUACCACUCUCCUGGGAAGGCACCAUCAUGCAAACAGCCCACAAAAUCAGCCAGUUUGUAAGUCCUGAUGUACGUAAUGAAGGAGAUGACAUGGAUAUACGGAAAUAUGUACAAAUAAAAAAGAUUUCUGGAGGUCAGAGAAAUCAGACCGCUGUCAUCCAUGGGGUUGUUUGUAGCAAAAAUGUUGCUCACAAGAAAAUGCAGACAACUGUCUCAAAGCCAAAAAUUCUCUUGUUGAAAGGUGCCAUUGAUUAUCAACGAGUUGAGAACAAAUUUUCUUCUCUGGAACCCUUAAUACUUCAGGAAAGAGAAUUUUUAAAAAAUAGUGUUGCGAAAGUGUGUGCUUUGAAACCAGAUGUCGUUGUGGUGGAGAAAUCAGUAUGUCGACUUGCACAAGAGUUUCUCUUAGAAGCUGGUAUCAUUCUAAUUUUCAAUACCAAAACUAGUGUAAUGCAAAGAUUAUCAAGAUGUACCCAGGCAGAAAUAGUUCGUUCUAUUGAUGGACUGGUAAAUAAACCAAAAUUAGGCUUUUGCAAUUCAUUUAAAGUGAAAAACUUCCAGCUUCCAAAUGGUCACACCAAGACACUGUUAUACUUUGAUGAUUGUGCCAAACAUCUUGCCUGUACAGUAACUCUGAGAGGGUCUCAUAACAGUGAGUUGAAAAGAGUGAAAAAAAUAAUGCAGUUUAUGACUUAUGCAGCAUAUCAUUCUCAACUUGAAGUUUCAUUUAUUAUGGACGAAUUUGGCCUACCCCCACCCUCUGGAGAUGAAAUAGGUCUUAAUUUAGACACUGACACAUCAGAUGUUAAUUCUGAAUUGAGAGACUCUCAGCAAGAUGUAAAUAGUGAACAGAAAGAUGUGAUAGAUAACAGGGGACAUGUAUUUAAUAACCAAUGUAGGAGAGAUGCUUUUAAGACGGCCAAUUCAAUGACUUUGUCUCUUCAGCUUGUUGAAGAAGUUGGUGAUACAGACGUAGUUGAUAGUGAACCUUCAGAGAAGGACACUGAAUCUAGUAAAGAAGAUGAUCCGUCACUUGACAUUUCAACAGAAGUCAGUCAAAGCAUAGACAAUAAACUAUGCAAAGAUGUCAUGAGCAACAGUCGAAAACAACCUGGCAUAGAAGAACUCACUGAUUUCUCUGAUCCUUUACACAACUAUCUCACAACGAAGGAUGAUUCCAUAUUUCACAGUUCUGUUGCUCUCCAAGAGCAGAAGGUCGCUCAACAGCAGAAAAUUCGAAAAGCACUAGAAGAUUUAGUUCUAUCUGUAUCACCUUACAUAAAAAUUGAUCCACCAUAUUUAGAGACUACUAAUGGCUUGAAGUCAACUUUGCGGAAGUAUUUCCCUGAUGAGAUGUACUUCUCUCCAGCAUUAAGUGAAAAGAACAUUGACAAUCGACCAAAAUUUUUUGAUACCGAUGUUGUAUCACGUAUCAGUAACAAGAAAAAUGUAGAAAUUACUGAGGCACAUCCUUUUAUCAUGUGGAAACUUGAAAAACCAGUGAAAGACCCAUCUGUACAGGACAUUUUGUCUGAUUUUCGUGCUCGAGGUGGACGUAUUAAAACAACCCAGUCUGGGAGCUGCUACCAUGAUGAAAACAAGGAGGUGGCUAAAAAGACAAGCAAUGGAGAAAUAAAAAAUGAUAUUAACUAUGUAUCAUUCUAUUAUGAUCAGAAGCGUGACUGUUUAGAUCUUUAUAGCCACCAACAUCUGUCUGUUUUGUUCAGCAGUUUCUCCAGCAACUCCUCAAAUGCUCCUAAUCCAUGUGUUAAUCCUUGGAUUGUGACAAUGGAAUUUUACGGCAAGAAUGAUGUGACUCUUGGAGGUUUUCUUGAGCGAUUUUGCUUCAGAGAGUCUUAUGUUUGCCCAUCAAAGUCCUGUGACACUCCAAUGGUCGAUCACGUGAGACGCUUUGUACAUGAGAAUAGUUGUAUCACAGUGGAUCUUCGCAAGCUUGACCGCAUCAUUCCUGGAGCUGAAAAGAAUAUUUUCAUGUGGAGUCGGUGUCGCAAAUGCAAACAGGUUACCCCAUUAGGCCGUAUGACAAUGGACACUUGGAACAUGUCUUUCUCUAAAUACUUAGAAUUGAGAUUUCAUGGAAGUAUGUACAAAAGGCGAGUUAGUGCUGAACCUUGCAAUCAUUCUUUACAUCAUGACCACUGUCAAUAUUUUGGAUACAAGGAUAUUGUAGCAUAUUUCAAAUACAGCACCAUUUCACUUUGUGAGGUUGCUCUGCCCUCUAUUGUUGUUGAAUAUCAUCAUCAGCCAUGUUUACCUGCAGAACUUAACAGAAAAGCUGUCAGUCUUAGUCACAAUGAGAGGGCUGCCCUGAAUAAACAUGCUGAUGAAAUCCACCAGAAACUGCAGUUAUUAGAGUCGUUGAGUAAAAAAAACAGUGAGGGAAAAUUUGAAAAUGAAGAAGUUUGUUUUUCCUUGUGCAAUCAAAUCACAGACAGUCUGACCAGUUUAACACAGAUGGUUGCAGAAGCAGUGGUAAACUGGAAUGCAAAAAUCCAAGAUUUUCCCGUGCAAAAGAAAGAGAAGUCCAAAACACAAAGUCCUGCUGUGAAGGAACAUCAGUCAUCUUUAGAUGUGGUGGACAAUUAUCCAGCAUCUGUCCAAUCAUUUACAGACAAUAGUUACAAUUCAACUUUGUCAAACAGUCCUCAUCACACACCACAGGUUGAAGCACCUGACAUUUACGUUGAAGAGGAAUCAGUUGAUUCUCAGGCUUCCAGUGGUACGACUAUAUCAGCCGCAUCUUCGUCACCUUUACCAAUUCCACAAGAUGAUAAAGAUAUCUCUGUUAACACUGAAGUAGAUAUUUCUGACAGAACAUCAGUAACCAAAGAUACUUUAUUAGUUGGUAAUUUAGAUUCUAAUCUAAAUUCAUCACCUAAAAGUGAUGUACCUUUUGGAAGUCAAGAGUCUUCUUCACCAGGAAAUGUUCGAGAUGAAAGAGAUGGUAAACUGAGAGUUGUAAUAAGGGACAGGAAAUAUAACACUGAUGAUGUUGGGAAUGAAGAACAAGAAAAGAAACGGACAGUACUGAGUCGAAUACCAGGGUUCCGUUCAUCCACUGGAAACAUGGCAAGUUUGAGAAUGCCUUUUGAAGCUCAUGAACAUCCUCUACUGGCUAAAUGCGAACGUAUUCCUGUAAUUGUCUAUGAUACAGAACCAAGCUCCAUAAUUGCAUAUGCUCUCAGCUCUCGGGAUUAUCAUUGUCGACUCCAAGAAAUUCAAAGCCAACUUGGUUCUGUACAGAGAGACUCACCUUCUGCAAGUCCAGAACAUCAACGGAGAAACCUGAAGGCUGAAAAUGCAAGGAAUCUUCCUCUGAAGACUUCUACUGUAGGUUUGAAUUCUAACCCUGAGCAAGGAUCCAAACAUUCUGGGGUACUUGACUUUCUGCGUGGCAGUACUUCAAAAGAAAGGAGCCCCAAACUGACUCACAAGUUUGAUCUCAUAGAUAUAGUUCGCUACAAUCCAAAACUGGAUGCUGACAGUGUAGAAAGUGGAAUGGAUGUUAAUGACGGAACUAGUUCAAUUCCUGUUGAUGGGGAGAAGAGCAAACCCUGCAAGGUGGCCAUUAACCCACAUAUUGACAUCCAGUUUUCCGAUUCCUCAUCUCGUUUCUAUUGCCGUGUACAUUUCGCUGAACAUUUCAGACAACUGCGCUCUUUGGUAUUUCCUGCCGGAGAAGACGUUUUUAUUCGCUCAAUGAAUCACUGUCAACAUUGGUCGGCUAAAGGUGGAAAAUCAAGAUCAGCUUUUUCAAAGACCUGUGAUAAUCGUUUCAUCCUGAAACAGAUGUCUAAUGCAGAAGCAGUUUCUUUCCAAGUGUUCGCACCCAACUAUUUCCAAUACAUUACCAAAGCUUACCUAGAACAAAAACCAACAGUUCUUGCAAAGAUUCUAGGAGUUUAUACCAUAGGUUUUCGUAACAAUCAGACCAGCACAGUAAUGAAGCAGGACUUGUUGGUGAUGGAGAACUUGUUAUACAAUCGAAAAGUCUCUCAGACGUUUGACUUGAAAGGAUCUGUUCGAAAUCGAUUGGUCAAUUUAUCUGGGAAACAGGAAGAAGAAGUGCUGUUAGAUCAGAAUUUUCUUCAAGUCAGUGUUGACUCUCCUCUCUACAUCAGACCUCACUCCAAAGCUGUUCUAGCUCAAGCUAUCGACAGUGAUUCCAAAUUUCUAGCCAGCAACUUCAUCAUGGACUAUUCUUUGUUGGUUGGACAGGACGAUCAAAUGAAAGAAUUAGUGGUUGGUAUUAUAGAUUACAUUCGAACAUUCACAUGGGACAAAAAGCUUGAGAUGGUUGUAAAAGCCACAGGAUUUCUGGGUGGUGCCUCUAAAAUGCCAACAGUUGUGUUUCCUGAAUUGUACAAGAGUCGGUUCUUAGAAGCCAUGGAUCGAUAUUUUCCUCCUGUCCCUGACAGAUGGAGUGGGCUUGGCUAUGGACUCGAUUAUUGAGAAGAAACAAAAUUUUUAUUGGAUAUACUGACUUUUCUAUUACUGGAAUUCAUUUGAGGCUGUAUAUCACCUGAAUGAAUUUUAAAAUUGGUUGAGACAGUUUAAGACAACUGUAAAUAAUCUUAAUAUAUAUGCAUAUAUAUAUAUACAUAUAUGUACAUAUAUAUGUUUGUGCAUAUAUAUAUGUAUACACAUGCACAUAUGUAUAUAUACACACACACACAUGUACAUAUUUAUAACUUAUUUGGAAGAUAUUGCACCGUUUUGUGUGCAGUUGCCAACCAGCAGUCAGAAAGGCCAUCACCACCAAGAAGUGGUGAAUUGCAUUCCAUAUCUUUGAAGCAGAAAAAAUGUGUAACAGUGCAGGUGAAGUUAGGAAAAAAAAAUGAUCAAUCUAUUUCUUCAGUUAACAGUAACCAUAUUUUUAUGCACUUUCUUCUAUAAGAAGAAAAUUUUUGUCAUUACCAAAGACUUGAUAAUGAGAAUAACUGUUUUAAAAUUAAGACAUAGGUUGUUGAAAUUGUUAAUUUUUGUUAUAAUGUCCAUUUUUUAGUUAAUGGGUUUUGGAGAAACUGUUCAUGGCAACAUGUAACUUUGGGUAAUCAAUGAUCAAUAUGGAUUUUAGUUAAUAUCAGGUUGUAUUAUAAAUUUUUAGUAACCAUGAGAAUUAAGAUAGAUUUUAAUUAAAAGCAUUUUGUAUUACAAACUUUCUUACAUAGCCAACAUGGAUUUUACUUAACAAUAGGUUGUAUCAUGCAGUUUAGUUAAUACAUGUUGCAUAUAGUAAUACAAUAUAGCAACAGGCUGUUUUAUAAAUUUUAGUUGUUGCCAUGUUCUAAUAGAACCUAUUGUAACAUGAUAUACAUUUGAGGCAACCACAUGUUUUAGUGAAACAUUUAAGAUAACUGCAUUUUUACUUUAAAAAACUGGUCACUAUUUGUUAGAAUACAACAUACAAUUUUUUGCGAAUGAUUAUAUGUUGUACUGCCAGAUUUGUGGCAAAAACUAUAGAUAACCAAAGAUUCUACUAUUAACAAAUGUUAUGACAUCGUAGAGAAAUAUAAAUUAUUAUACAUAAACACUUGUUACACUGCAACUUUCAUGUAAUACUCAAUGUAACAAUAUCAAAAAGGAAAGGGUGAUACUGUAAGAGAGAGACAACAAGUAACCAUUGGUGAUAAUAUCUUGUACCUCAAUUACCUUUUAUAAUAUGUUGUCGGCAGUGAGGUGAUAUCUAAGAUAUAACAGCUGACCACUCAAUCAUAUUUGCUGAAAGGGCUUAUGACCUACUUACAGGAUCCCAGAAACUUUUCCUCAUUGUUUUUUGGCUGUUGUUCCUUCAACUUUUGAACUUUCAUUAUUUAAAUUUUGUGAAGGAACAUCAGCACACUGAGAAUAUAAUUACUGUAAUGUAACUAUUGUCUCAAAUAUAUUUUUUUUAUAUCACAUUUUA
Octopus bimaculoides (California two-spot octopus) is the source of this 7820-nucleotide messenger RNA. RefSeq names its product 1-phosphatidylinositol 3-phosphate 5-kinase. Gene Ontology annotation, cellular component: vesicle membrane; cytoplasmic vesicle. NCBI's taxonomy places the organism in Eukaryota, Metazoa, Mollusca, Cephalopoda, Octopoda, Octopodidae. Gene Ontology annotation, biological process: melanosome organization; phosphatidylinositol metabolic process; regulation of reactive oxygen species biosynthetic process. The record is from RefSeq and is a predicted model, not a curated record. Gene Ontology annotation, molecular function: 1-phosphatidylinositol-3-phosphate 5-kinase activity; 1-phosphatidylinositol-5-kinase activity; ATP binding.